Cynocephalus volans (Philippine flying lemur) is the source of this 1946-nucleotide messenger RNA. It is a transcript of the gene IFRD2, whose product is annotated as interferon related developmental regulator 2. NCBI's taxonomy places the organism in Eukaryota, Metazoa, Chordata, Mammalia, Dermoptera, Cynocephalidae. Bases 187 to 1512 code for a protein of 441 amino acids. The transcript is spliced from 12 exons. The record is from RefSeq and is a predicted model, not a curated record.
CGACCCGUUUGGCAGGGCGGGGCGCCUCGCGAAGAUGGUGGCGCGCGUGGCGUGUGGCUCCCGUCGUCUACCCAAGUCUCAGCGCAGCGCAUCAGCCGGCGUCUGGCUGCUCUCGAGUGCCCGUCCGCCGGGUCCCUGACCCCGCGCCACCUGUGUCCCCCGCGCUUCCCUCACCCUGUUCCCGGCAUGCCCCGCGCCCGUAAAGGCAACACGUUCCGCAAGGGCGGCCAGCGCCGUAGGGGAGGUGCACAGAGCAGUGCCCAGGCUGACUCAGGCUCCAGUGAGGAUGAGGCAGCCAGUGAGGCCCGCAGCACCACCAGUGAAUGCCCCAGCCUUCUCAGCACCACAGCAGAGGACAGCCUUGGGGGGGAUGCUGUGGAUGAGCAGGGCCAGCAGGAAGACCUUGAGGAAAAACUGAAGGAAUAUGUGGACUGCCUCACAGACAAGAGUGCCAAGACCCGGCAAAGUGCUCUGGAGAGCCUGCGCCAGGCCCUUGCAUCCCACUUACUCCCUGACUUCUUGCUGGAACGCCGCCUCACACUAGCUGAUGCCCUGGAAAAGUGCCUCAAGAAAGGGAAGAGCGAGGAACAGGCCCUGGCUGCUGCUGUGCUAGGCCUGCUCUGUGUGCAGCUAGGCCCUGGACCCAAGGGUGAGGAGCUGUUCCACAGCCUUCGGCCCGUACUGGUCUCUGUGCUCAGUGACAGCACAGCUAGCCCUGCUGCCCGACUCCACUGUGCUUCUGCUCUUGGCUUGGGCUGCUACGUGGCUGCUGCCGACGUCCAGGACCUGGUCUCUUGCCUUGCCUGCUUGGAAAGUAUUUUCAGCCGGUCCUGUGGUAUGGGUGGCUCCACAGCUCCUGCGAUCCCUGCCAGCGUGCAUGGCCUGCUCUGUGCUGCUCUGCAGGCCUGGGCAUUGCUGCUUACCAUCUGCCCCAGCACCCACAUCAGCCACAUCCUUGACAGGCAGCUGCCCCGGCUGCCCCAGCUCUUAUCCAGUGAAAGUGUGAACCUGCGAAUCACUGCCGGUGAAACCAUUGCACUCCUCUUUGAGCUUGCCCGGGACCUUGAGGAGGACUUUGUUUACAAGGACAUGGAGGCCCUCUGCAAUGCCCUGCGCACUUUGGCCACUGACAGCAACAAGUAUCGUGCCAAGGCUGACCGCCGGCGCCAGCGCUCUACUUUCCGUGCUGUGCUGCACUUCAUUGAGGGUAGAGAAUGCGAGGAAGAGACAGUGCGCUUCGGGCUGGAGACUCUGUAUGUGGACAGCUGGGCUCAGCACCGGAUCUAUGCCGCCUUCAAGGAAAUGCUGGGUUCGGGCAUGCACCACCACCUCCAGAACAACGAGCUACUCCGUGACAUCUUUGGCCUGGGCCCUGUGCUGGUGCUGGAUGCCACUGCCCUGAAGGCCUGCAAAAUUUCACGCUUUGAGAAGCACUUGUACAAUGCUGCUGCCUUCAAAGCUCGGACCAAGGCUCGCAGCCGCGUGCGGGACAAGCGGGCAGACAUCCUCUGAAACAAGACCAGCUAAAGAGGAGACUAUCCACACCCUUGCCCAUAUUUUUAACAGAAGACAGUGCAACAACUGGUCUCUGCCAGUAAAUGUCGCUUUAUUUUUUUAAUGACAAAACCAAAAACAAAAUGGGGUGGGUGGCUGAGAGCCAGGACACUUGGGACCCUAACCCUUUGUCCCUGCACUCAGCCCUGUGGGCUCUUCCUGCCCUCUCUCAGGCCGGGCCAAAUGUGUGCUUAUCCUAGGGCUGUAAGGCUUGAAGUAGGAAAGCUGUCCUUCUCAGGCCUUGUUCCCCCAGGGUGACCCACUUCUUUGUGGGGGGAUGGCAUCUGGACAAAUGCCACCACAGAAGAUGGGGAAGCAAAGCUACCUGGAAUGGAUUUAUGUGCUGAUUUUUAAAGAUUAUUAGAGAUAAUUAAACAAAAUAUGCAGCCUUC